AGCCCGGCGGCCACCAUGGAGCUGGCGAUGGAGAACCUGGGCAGCCUGCACGGCGUCCCGCACUCGCAGCCCGCCGAGCUGCUGAGCCCGGCGCACGGGCGGCAGGGCUCGCACCGCAACCUGGUGCCGCACGGCCGGCCCGCCAUGGUCUCGGGCAUGGCCUCCAUCCUGGAGGGGGGCGACUACCGCGCCGAGCACAGCCUGGCCGCCCCGCUGCACCCCGCCAUGAGCAUGUCCUGCGAGUCACCCUCCGGCAUGAGCCUGAGCAGCACCUACACCACGCUGACCCCCCUGCAGCACCUGCCGCCCAUCUCCACCGUCUCGGAGAAGUUCCACCACCCGCACCACCACCACCACCACCACCACCCGCACCAGCGCCUGGCCGGCAACGUGAGCGGCAGCUUCACCCUCAUGCGCGACGAGCGGAGCCUGGCCUCCAUGGGCAACCUCUACAGCCACUACCCCAAGGACAUGCCGGCCAUGGGGCAGCCCCUCUCGCCGCUGCCCAACGGGCUGGGCAGCCUGCACAACGCCCAGCAGCCGCUGGCCCCCUACGGCCCCGGCGGCCACUUGCCCAACGAGAAGAUGCUCUCGCCCAACGGCUUCGACUCGCACGCCGCGAUGCUGUCCCGGGGCGAGGAGCACCUGGCGCGGGGGCUGGCGGCCCCCAGCUCGGCCAUGAUGCCUCCGCUCAACGGGAUGCACCCGCACGGCCACCCGCACGCCCAGCCCGGCGGGUCCCUCCUGGGCGAGCGGGAGCGCCAGGCCUCGGCCACCGGCUCCCAGCCCGGCGGCUCCGGGCAGGUGGAGGAGAUCAACACCAAGGAGGUGGCCCAGCGGAUCACAGCCGAGCUGAAGCGCUACAGCAUCCCGCAGGCGAUCUUCGCGCAGAGGAUCUUGUGCCGCUCCCAGGGGACCCUCUCGGACCUGCUGCGGAACCCCAAGCCCUGGAGUAAGCUCAAGUCGGGCCGGGAGACUUUCCGGAGGAUGUGGAAAUGGUUGCAGGAGCCGGAGUUCCAGAGGAUGUCGGCGCUCAGGCUGGCAGCUUGCAAACGCAAAGAGCAAGAGCAGCAGAAAGACAGGAGCCUGCAGCCCAAGAAGCAGCGGCUGGUCUUCACGGACCUCCAGCGCCGCACCCUGAUCGCCAUCUUCAAGGAGAACAAGCGCCCAUCCAAGGAGAUGCAGAUGACCAUCUCACAGCAGCUGGGCUUAGAGCUCAACACCGUCAGCAACUUCUUCAUGAAUGCCCGCCGACGAUGUAUGAACCGCUGGCAGGAGGAGCCAGGCACCAACCCCGGAGUCCCCUCUUCUUCUACAAGCACUUUCUCCAAAGCAUGAUGUCCCCCCAGCCCUCCCUGUCCCUUUCUGGACAUCCUCCUCAUGACAAAGCCAACCCCAGACUCACAUGCAUGUCCCGAGCCCAGCGGGGUGGGUGCUUUUGGAUGCUGCCAGUCCAUCAGCUUCCCAAACCCUCAGCUGGGCAUCACCCCUGGACAUGGGCCUCGUGCCACAUCCCACUGUCACGUCCUCCCAGCUCGUGGAGCAGGGAAAGAGUUUGCAGCUGGGUCAGCUCCAUCCCCCGGAGGGCUCGGAGGAAACCUGUGUGGAGUGAGGAAUGACGUGGGAUGGAGGGCGAGGUGCUGUUUGGAAGCGUCCCUGGUCCUUGGGGACCACAGAACCUUGUCUUCACCUGCUCACCAGGGUCUUUGGGGAGAGGGACACACCCUGCGCCCCCCCCCCCCCCCCCCCGCCCUUGAUCCCUGCCACAGCCACCCUUACGGCUCCUGCGGUGGAGGGGUAAAGGUCGGGGAGAUACAAGAAGCGGAGUCAUGGGGUUGGGCUCUGGCACAACCCCACCGAACCAGGGCCAAACCCCUCCUGUUUUGAAGGAGGAUGAGCAGGGAAAAUGUUCCCCAUGUUCCUGGAGGGUGACCGGGCUCCUGCCAGGUCUCCAGCUGCUGUCGCUUUUCCCCCCCGGAGGUGCAGCGGGGCUCCCCACGGCAGCCAGACCCUCUCCCAUCGGCACACGGGGGUUUGAAAACCUGGUUGAGGGCAUUUCUGUAGCCCCAGUCUCCUCCACGAGCGUCUUCCUCCGACCCCUCCCCGCUCCCCAGUCACCCCCAAGAGCACCCAUCCCCUGCCCCCCAUGCACACACACCCCCCAACCCACGAGAGCACCUGUCCCCAGAUCCCUCCCAGAGAAACUCCAUGGCAAAGGAGACACUUCGCCAUGGCCGCCCGCCUCCAUGCACCCGAGCAUCCCCCAGCGCCACGGCCGGAAGGGGACCGCGGCUGCACCGCGUUGCCUGGCGCCCAAGCAGGUCAAAGAAGCACAUUUUAGCUACAGAAAUCGGGUAUUUAAAAAAAAAAUUGUUUGAAAGGAGACGGGAGGAGAGACUUGGAGCGAAGGAUCUGACCUUUCCUGGUGACUGGCUCCACCAUUCACUGCUGGAUUUCUGGUUCACUUUUCGGUUGAGGAAUGGACACAGACAAAGCAGAUGUGUUGGCUUUUUGUCUUGCCCCAUCUACCCCUCGACACACACUAUUUCCCCCUUCCGCCCCCCCUCUUCAUCUCUGUUACCAAAGAAAUUACAAAACCAAAAACCCAACAACAAAAAUUCCCUCCCGGGAACCAACAUCGGUGUACGGUGGGAAAAGAAAAAUCCGAGGGAUCUGGUGGUGAAAUCCAGCCCUGGGUGUGGGAAGGGGGAAAACUCCCCGACGAAAUUGAAAGGGAAAAAAAACCAACCUAGAGAAAGGAAUAAUCACAGAAACCACAACCAAACAAGCUCAACGCAAAGACCGGCAACUUACCAAAAAGACGCCAGAUGUUUUGGUUUGUUUUUUUUUUUGUGCCAAUUAACAACCUGCCUUAAAACGCGAAUUUCUGGAGCAAUGGUACUAGCUUCAAAACGAUCGUUUCCUCCGAGCUCUCGAUGGUGACUUGUGCCAUAUAAAAAAGCAAUCAUGAGGGCAAACCCUUAGAAUCAGCCCUCAUCCCAGCUGACCCGUGGGCUCCUCGCCAAUCUGGGGUGUCCUCGGAGGAGCAGGAGGUGCUGCCGGGGACAGGGGAGGGCUGG
Molecule: messenger RNA, 3080 nt
Organism: Falco peregrinus (peregrine falcon)
Lineage: Eukaryota; Metazoa; Chordata; Aves; Falconiformes; Falconidae
Gene: ONECUT3
Product: one cut homeobox 3
Exons: 2
Coding region: 16-1338 (440 amino acids)
Biological process (GO): regulation of transcription by RNA polymerase II
Cellular component (GO): nucleus
Molecular function (GO): RNA polymerase II cis-regulatory region sequence-specific DNA binding; DNA-binding transcription factor activity, RNA polymerase II-specific
Source: RefSeq, a predicted model, not a curated record